AUGGCUAGUGAUAAAAAACCCUGCCAAGAUGAGCGUGCAGGAGCAGAAAUUGUAUAUGGAGCUGAAGAGUGCCUUGGUCAUUCUGUUGAACUCCUAAAAGAGUUGGGAUUUCCCAUGGGCGUCCUUGCUCUUAAAGACCUUGAAGAAUGUGGCCGUGUUCGUGAAACUGGAUUUGUGUGGAUGAAACAGAAGGCUCCGUAUGAGCAUUACUUUGUCGCAACAAAAACUCUAGUUAGCUAUGGCACCGAGGUCACUGCGUACGUGGAGAAAGGCAGGAUGAAGAAAAUGACUGGGAUUAAGAGUAAGCAGCUAUUUAUGUGGGUGCCAAUAGUUGAGAUGAGCAUUGAGGAUCCUGCUCAGAAUAAAAUUCACUUCAAGACUCCUCUAGGAAUUGGAAAGUCUUUUCCUCUCACUGCUUACAUGACUGACGAGGAAAAGCAGAAGUAUCUGGAGAAAGUUAACGAGUAGAACAGUUAUCUAUAUGAUUGCCCAUUUUGCUUCAUUUUUGGCUCAGUAUAUUUUCUGUACGUCUUUUUUUUUUUUUCCUCUAGCAUCAGGGCAUUGAUGCCUUUUGUUUUGUCUGAUCUUCACAUGCUUGCUAAAAGAAUGAUCUUUAUGAACCAAGUAUAAAUUUCUGCUUC
Messenger RNA from Lycium barbarum (goji berry), 641 nucleotides. RefSeq lists its product as uncharacterized. NCBI's taxonomy places the organism in Eukaryota, Viridiplantae, Streptophyta, Magnoliopsida, Solanales, Solanaceae. The record is from RefSeq and is a predicted model, not a curated record. The coding region runs from base 1 to 468 and encodes 155 amino acids. The transcript has a single exon.